Molecule: messenger RNA, 1240 nt
Organism: Sinocyclocheilus anshuiensis
Lineage: Eukaryota; Metazoa; Chordata; Actinopteri; Cypriniformes; Cyprinidae
Product: cadherin-like protein 26
Exons: 8
Biological process (GO): multicellular organism development; homophilic cell-cell adhesion; adherens junction organization
Cellular component (GO): catenin complex; plasma membrane; adherens junction
Molecular function (GO): beta-catenin binding; cadherin binding; calcium ion binding
Source: RefSeq, a predicted model, not a curated record
AUGAGCUUCAAAGCAAACCUAAAGCAAGAUAAAACCAAGAUCUUCUCGCUGCUUAAAAUGAAGACUGUUGUGAUUGUUUUCCUUGUUGCAAAUGUCUGUAUUCAGUGUGCAACCCCAUCAAAAUUACACAUACGCAAAAAGCGAGCCUGGGUUGUGGAUUCCCUGUCCAUGGAAGAGGAGCACACUGGUCCUUUCCCAUAUAAACUGGGAGAUUUAAAUAUUGAAAAGAAAGUUAUUGAAGAAUUCUCCAUUCAUGGACAGGGCAUCAACAAGGACCCCAAAGGGGUUCUCUCUGUUGACAGCAACGGAUCAGAUUACGCUCAUGGAAAAGUUGACUAUGAGGAGUACAAGAGACUGAGAAUCACACUUUCUAAAAAAAACACAAUAGUUGCUGUGGAUAUUGAUAUUCUGGAUGUUAACGAUCACGCUCCUGUUUUUAAUCGGGACGUGUAUGAAAUCACAGUAGAUGAAUCAACACCACAAGGUAAGCCUCUGGUCACAGUGCUGGCAACCGACAAAGACCAGCCUGGCACAGCAAACUCACAGUUUACUUUGAGAAUCGCCUCAGUGUCUCCCUCUACCUCCAGACCUCAGUUCUUCAUGCAGCAAAAAAAAGGAGAGCCGACAGGAACCAUAUAUUUAAAGGGAUCCCUUGAUUAUGAGGAGACCCAAAAAUACACUAUUCUGGUUGAAGCAAAGGAUCAUGGGGAGAAGAUGCAGCUCUCCAGCACAAGCACAGUGAUACUGCGUCUCAUCGGCAAACACAACCAUCCACCAGAUCUCACUGAGAGAACAAAAGAUGCCGGUGACCCCUCAGUAUUCAAGAAGAUGAUGAAACAAGUGGGUGUAAUGGAGAGAAAGGAGACUGGACCGAUGCUGGACGCCAACAAACUGGCCAUGUGUCUGUCUGAGGAGACGGCUGACGUUACAGCUUUCAAUCCAGACCUGUACAGCCCGCCUUUACACUUUGAGCUGACUGGAGACGUCCAAGGGAAAUGGAGGCUUCAGUCUAACUAUGGUACAUCUGUGAGACUGAUCAAAGAGAGCGCUGUACCUGCAGGAGAUCAUGAAGUCGCCCUUAAGAUCUCUGACAGCCGGGGCCAGCAUUCAGCCCAGACCCUCUCGCUUCAUGUGUGUGACUGUGAUGUUUCUGCAGACUGCACUGUGCUCAGAAACCCAGCAAUAAAGCUGAACGUCACUGCCAUCGCUGCCAUAAUCAUCAGCAUCCUGGUGCUGCCGG